This is a messenger RNA of Etheostoma spectabile (orangethroat darter), 11395 nucleotides long. RefSeq names its product kinesin family member 26Ba (gene kif26ba). The record is from RefSeq and is a predicted model, not a curated record. Gene Ontology annotation, biological process: microtubule-based movement. Lineage: Eukaryota; Metazoa; Chordata; Actinopteri; Perciformes; Percidae. Gene Ontology annotation, molecular function: microtubule binding; microtubule motor activity; ATP binding.
GCAGAGUGCGGAGCCUCGGGAAGUCAACAGGAGGGUAGCCUACGAAUAGUAACAAUUGGCCUAUAAACAACAAGGAACUGACUCCAUCAGCCGUGGUCAGCACCAGCCAGAUCAUAGGCUACUCGAUCUAUUACGACUUGUGACUUCAUCGGGAGCCCAUAACACGGAAUUUGCCCCUGGGAGUGGGGGAGUUUGCUUUACCUGGCCAGCCUCAGACGCAGAGGCAGAGCUGAUGGAGAGAGGCUGGGCUGAGUGCGAUGCCAGUCCGGAGCACUGUUGAGCAGAAAGCCUCAUUCAUUCACCGCAGAGCACACUCUGCUGACCGGGAGCGGUCUGCCCUCUCGCACGACCUUUCGUGUUUCUUUUUUUAGAAGUCAGUCGAGAGCUUUUUUCAGUGCCAAUAACGCGUGAACAAAAGAACCAUUCAGGAUUUUUGUGUGUUUCUUUUUUACGGAAUGGGGAUGUAAUCGGUUUCCACAAGCAUUUGGAAGUGGCGUGAGAUUGCCUCCAGAUUGAGAAGAGCAAACUGCAGUGGCGUGUUGUUAAUUAAAAUCGAUCCGGUGGUCUCUUUUUGAAUGUGAAGCAUCAGCAGAGGUUCUUUCUCCUCUCCUCUCCUCUCCUCUCCUCUCCUCUCCUCUCCUCUCCUCUCCUCUCCUCCCCCUCUCACCUCCAACAUGACUUCACUGUCGGGGACUAAGGAGAGGUCUGUGAGCAGCCGGAGCAGAAAAUAUGGGAUGCCGGACACAUCCCCGACCAAAUCUUCCUCCUUUUCCCCCGACACGUGGUACCGAAAGGCCUACGAGGAAAACACCCGCUCCGGCACACGCCCGGCCCCAGAGGGUGCCGGCUCCAUGCCAAGCUCCACGGGCACCCCGUCGCCAGGCUCAGGAAUCUCCUCACCAGGGUCCUUCUCUGGAUCACCGGGGACCAUCUCUCCGGGGAUUGGAACGGAAUCGCCUGGUUCCCUGGGUGGCUCCCCAGGUUUUGGUACGGGAUCACCAGCCUCAGGCAGUGGAAGUUCCCCUGGUAGUGAGAGAGGGAUAUGGUGUGAGAACUGCAAUGCUAGGCUGACUGAGCUGAAAAGACAAGCACUGAAACUGCUCAUCCCUGGACCUUACUCCAGCAAGGAUCCCUCCUUCUCUCUCCUCCUUCAUGAUAAGCUUCAAGUGCCCAACAGUUCUCGACGGGCAUGGAAUGAACGUGACAGUCGCUGUGAUGUCUGCGCCACUCACCUUACUCAGCUCAAACAGGAAGCCGUGCGCAUGGUCCUCACUCUCGACCAGUGGGAUUUGUCUCCACCAUCCUCCCCUCCGGCCCUUAAUGGACGAUAUGGAUCACAAGGACCUCCGGGGCCAAUGGGAGCAUCUGGAGCACUAGGAGGUCCUGGUUUACGGGAUUGGAUUCCUCCUUUUCUUCCUUCCUCCCCCUCCUCAGCUGCUGCUGCCGUUUCACACUCGUCCUCCCAGUCCCCUUCUCCAAGCCCCAGCCCGUGCCAUGGACCAUCCAAUUCCAGCCAUUGGAGUCCCUCGGUGGGACAAACGUCCAGCUGUGCUCCCAUAAACCCACAACCUCAAGGCCCAGGGCACAGAUUGGGGUCUAAGCCCAGCUCCCUGGGGCUUGGAGGUGGGGUGGACAGAAGGAAUGGGUCUCCCAGUUCAGGAAAAGCUGGUUCUCAACAACAACCAGUGACUGGAGUAAACAGCCCUGGCAAUAAUAGUGGUAACAGCAGUAAUAACGGGAGUGGAGCAGUACUGAGUACAGCAGCUCUGCAGGCCCAUCAGCACCUGAACCGAACUAAUGGAGGAGUUACACUUUAUCCAUACCAGAUCUCCCAGAUGAUCUCCGAGGACUCCAGAGAAAGUUUGACCGAGGCCGCUCUGAACCGCUACAACACACACUCUCCUUCACACACAAGCUCUCCUUCUCACACACCAGCUGCAACCACAACGGCUCCAACCACCACCUCAGCUGCCGCCUCCUUCUUUGCCAGAGCUGCACAAAAGUUAAACUUAGCAUCCAAGAAGAAGAAGCAGAAGACCAAUGCAGUCAUGGCCCCAGUGACAUCAUCAUCACCUUCAUGUGACCCCCCUCUGUUCCCCACCAAUUUUAGCUCCGCCCUGUUGAUGGCCCCUCCCCCGGCUCCACCCUGCCUUCUUCGUGCAGCAAACAAAAUCAAAGAUACCCCUGGACUCGGAAAGGUGAAAGUGAUGGUGCGUGUGUGCCCAGCGUCUCAGUCGGAUGCCGCAGAGUCAAGUUCCUUCCUAAAAGUGGAUCCCAGAAAGAAACAAAUCACCAUAAUGGAACCCUCGGCCAAUCAGACACCAAGCACUGCCCCCCCAAAAAAGGCAGGAGCCAAUCAGGUCCCUCCAAAAAUGUUCACCUUUGAUGCUGCGUUCCCUCCUGAUGCAUCACAGGCGGAGGUGUGCGCAGGAACAGUUGCUGAGGUGAUUCAGUCAGUGGUGAACGGAGCAGAUGGCUGUGUCUUUUGCUUUGGACACUCCAAGCUAGGUAAAUCCUACACCAUGAUUGGCCGUGAUGACUCUCUCCAGACCCUGGGUAUAAUCCCCUGUGCCAUCUCCUGGUUGUUUAAGCUGAUCAAUGAGAGGAAGGAAAAAACAGGAGCACGCUUCUCUGUUCGCGUCUCUGCAGUUGAGGUUUGGGGAAAAGAGGAGAACCUUAAGGACUUGCUGUCUGAAGUAUCGACAGGCAGCUUACAGGAUGGACAGUCACCUGGAGUCUACCUGUGCGAGGACCCCAUCUGUGGCAUGCAGCUCCAGAACCAGUCUGAACUGCGUGCUCCGACCCCAGAGAAGGCAGCCUGGUUUCUGGAUGCAGCCAUAGCAGCUCGCCACAGUAGUCAACGCACUAACACCACCGAAGAAGAACACAGAAACUCACACAUGCUGUUUACGUUACACAUAUACCAGUAUCGAAUGGAAAAAACAGGCAAAGGAGGGAUGUCAGGGGGUCGCAGUCGCCUCCACCUGCUAGACCUGGGUAGCUGUGAUGUCAAAGUACUUGGAGGAGGAGGAGUAGCAGGGGGCAAAAGCAAAGAGAACUCUUCGCCAAGUUCGGCCCCUCUGUGCCUUUCCCUAUCCGCCCUCGGCAACGUGAUCCUGGCCCUGGUCAACGGGAGCAAGCACAUCCCAUACAAGGACAGCAAGCUGACCAUGUUGCUAAGGGAGUCGCUAGGCAACAUGAACUGCCGGACCACCAUGAUUGCUCACAUCUCUGCCUCACCCAGAGAUUUCUCAGAAACCCUUUCCACCAUCCAGAUUGCUUCCCGCGUCCUCCGCAUGAAAAAGAAGAAAACUAAAGUCACAGUGCAAUACACGUCCAGCUCAUCUGGAGGAGAGAGCUCCUGUGAGGAGGGACGCAUGCGUCGCCCAACCCAUCUGCGACCUUUCCAUCACCGCGGUGGCACUGACUCUGACCUUCCGUUGCUGCGACUGUCCAGUGACCCUGACGAAUAUUCGAGCAGCGAGCAGUCAUGUGACACGGUCAUCUAUGUGGGCCCGAACGGGGCGGCGGUGUCAGAUAGAGAGCUGACGGACAAUGAGGGACCACCAGACUUUGUGCCAAUUAUUCCCACUUUGCUUCGAGGUAAAACUUCAGAACAGCAUCAAACACAAAGUCAAAGUCAGGCAGCUGGAGCCCAGAACAAGGUGCAGUCUCAGCCAGAAGGCCAGCCCAGUGGCCCCUCUCAACCUCUGCCUCAGCCCUGUCAGUCACUGCUUGGGCAGCCCUUGGCCCCUGUCCCAGAGGAAGGAGCCGAGUGCCUGAAGUGCAACACCUUCGCUGAGCUGCAGGAGAGACUGGACUGCAUUGACGGCAGUGAGGAGGUGGCAAAGUUCACCUUUGAAGAGGUUCCAGCGAGCAAACAAGGUGCCAAACAAGAGCCAUGUCUGUCCUCGGCUGUCCCAACCUCAGCUCCCUCUGCUCCUGGCUCUGCUGAUCUGUUGGAUACAGAAAUAAAAACAGGCUCUGCAUGUACUGUAGGAAGUGCAGUGCAGUUAUCCUCUUCAGCAGAAGCAGCAGCAGCCAGGAACAGGACCAAUGACCAGCAGAUGCAGGACAUCAAAGAAGUGGUGGAGGAGGCAGAGCUGGCCCGGACCAUAAUCCACAGCCUGGCACAGACUUCUGGUUCCCCAAUAGUUACUAGUACCAGAAGUGUUACAGGAAGCAGCAGCAUCACAACAAACUCCCUGCACAGGGCUAAGAGCUCCCUGCAUGACAGUGAGAGUCUGAAUGUGGGCAGUAACACUGAGGGGAAGGCACGGCCGUUAGGAUCACCGCGCCUCGGCAUUGCCAGCCUGACCAAAACCUCAGAUUACAGGCCUCCGUCCUCCCCGUCCCAGCGGUGUAAAGUGUACACCCAGAAGGGCGUGAUGCCGGCAACGCCCCCUCUGUCCUCACACACUCUGGCUCAAGACCAGACCACAGAUACUUUGACUUCAGACAACAGUUUGGCUGUAGACAGCGGCCGAUCCUCCACAGGUUCCCUAUUGUCCAGGACCUCCCCAGUGGGCAUGAGCCCGCAAGUCCGAGAGCCAACUCAGUCUCUGUCUGCCAGCCUGGGAUCAGCUGAGACACUGUGUGACGAUGACGUCCCCCCAAUACCCCUGGACACGCACAGGGAUGCCUCAGGACCAGCAGUAUCCGUAGGAACAGUUGGAUCCCUCUCACUUGGGGAGGAUGAACUAGUGUACACUGUGGCUUCUGGAGGCGAUGAGGACCUUGAUGUGACAGCUCUAAUGGACACUCAGGGUCUUACCUGUCAUCCUACGAGCAUCAUUAGCUUUAAAAGCGACUGUUACUCCAUCUCUGCCUUUGCCUUGGGCUCUCAAUCCGUCUGCGGUACUGCUGAGGAUGGAGCUGUGGAGGAUUAUCACAUGCUUGCAGGUCCUGCAACAACCUCAGGGGUUACAGAUGUUGUUGCCAUGGCAGAGGUGGCCAUGGCUAAGCUGCGGAUAGAAGGUGAAGCCUUAGCCACAAUGUCUAACUGUGGUUCACCCAUCUCCUCCUGGAUGAGUGAUCUGAGCAUGGGCAGUGAAGCUGACCAGUCUCUCCACAGCUUCAGUCAGUCCCUGAGCCAGCAAGGGGAGGCCCUGGCUGAACCUGAACCCAACCACAGCCUUUUGUUUGGAGUGGAGGGACUGGGUGGUUGUGAAAGCUGUGGCAGCCCGAGAAGAGGGAGUCUGGAAGGACAGGUGGUGCUGUCAGAAAACGGGAGUGAUAAGGCAACUCCAACAAAAGACAGGCUGAGGAAACUGCCUCCAUCCAUGGCUAAAACUAACAUCCAAAUUCUCAAAGGACCUAGUAACCUCUCCCCCUUCAAGACCACCAUCAGUGUGCACCCAUGUGUGACUGUCAAACCCAUGGUUAUACAGGAACCAACGUUUUUCUCUUCGCCUACCAAGAGCAGCUUAAUGAAAGACCCAGGCAAAUUUAAUGCACCACUUUUAGCUUCUAUUUCAAGUGAGAUGAGCUUUGAAGACCCCUGGUUGAAGCGUGGCAUGGAGGAGGAAAGGUCCAGGGAGCUUGUAUGUGAAGUAAAGUCAGAGAAGAGGGACGUUGAGCAUUCAAAUAGUCAGACUGGAGCUGGGACCGGAGACCACAGGAGCUUCUGCAAGGACGGUGGGGAUCAUGGCAGCUCUAGUUCAGGUGGUGAGGUUGUGUCGUCUCCAGAUUCCUUUAAAAGAGUGGUGGAUGGCUGUGAGAUGGUUGCUGUUGUUGCCCAUGGAGAAAGUCUGACUAGUAUCUACAGCCCAGAUAUCCACCGUACUGCCAGUCUUCCCCGCGGCUGGCAUCGUCUCAACCGCCACGACGGCUUGGACAAUGGAAACGAGUACCGUAAUCUUGGCGUCACCAGUUCAACUCCCUGCAGUCCCCGCGCCACACUUGACCGCAGAGGAUCAACUGGAAAACAGGGCUUUUUCUCCCACAAGAAGGGGGGAAUCCCACCUCUGCCGCCGGUACGGAAGUCAAGCCUCGACCAGCGGAACAGGGCAGCCAGCCCUCUCCACCAACCCAGCCAUGGAGUCUCAUUACUGGGCAGCUCAAUAGAUGAUGCAGGGCUCAUCAGACAACGAGGCUCAAGCAUAGACAGUAGCAGACUUUUCAGCGCCAAGUUGGAACAGCUUGCAAACAGAACCAACUCUCUGGGUCGAGCCCACAGCUCCCACAGUGGUUCACACCACUAUGACUGCUUCUCUCUGGAGAGAGGGGGGAGCCUGAGAGGAGGAGGAGGAGAGGAGGAGGAGGAGGAGGAGGAGGGAGUGAAGGGGGACAGCACCAUGCCUCGUACUGGGCGCAGCCUCACCCGUACUGGACCAGUGUCUUCUCCUACUGGAAACACCAGCGGCUUCACUUUCAGUGCCAGUCCUGGUCCAAGUUGCGCUCCACAGUCACCAGCCAAAGUCAACGGCCAGUCAAAGAUCUCAGCAGUCAGUAAGCUGCUGAUGACCAGCAGUCCUAAGGCCAGGAGUCUGUCUGCAUCCAGCACAAAGACUCUCAGCUUCUCCACCAAGUCUUUAAGCCAAGCGUCCAGCCGCAGCUCCAGCCUUCCUCCUAAUGGAAAGCCCCAGAGCUCAGUCCAGAGCCCUCUGCAGCAGCAGGGACCUUCCCCUGGAUCCUGGUCUACACAGUCUUUGAGCCGCAGUCGAGGGGGAAGCCUGGCUGCCAAGCUGCCUCUCCGGGCUGUCAACGGUCGAAUCUCAGAGCUCCUCCAGGGAAGUGCAGGCUCUCGUUCCAGGAGUCAUGCUCAGGGAAGUGGCUCAGAUCCAGCAGAGGAAAGAGGAGUUGGAGUGGCAAGUGGAGGGGGAGCUGGAGCUGGAGCAGGAAGUGGUGGUGUUGGUGGAGGUGUCCUGGGAGAGGAGAAGGCAGCAGUGGUCCAAACACUCCCCUCCCCUUACAGCAAAAUCACAGCUCCCAGAAAACCACAUCGCUGCAGCAGUGGCCAUGCUAGUGACAACAGCAGCGUACUGAGUGGUGAGCUCCCCCCGGCCAUGGGGAAGACAGCCUUGUUUUACCACAGUGGAGGCAGCAGCGGCUAUGAAAGCAUGCUGAGAGACAGCAGCGAGAACACAGGAAGCACCUCCUCCGCUCAGGACUCUCUUAGUGAGCACAGCUCAGCCACCACCUCCUCCAGACGGAGCUCCAAGAGCAGCAAGAAGAGCAGGAGCAACACAGGCCUCCAGCGUCGUCGUCUGAUCCCAGCACUGACCUUGGACUCUUCCUCCUCCUCACCUUCUCACCGCUCCUCCAAACAGACUGUCACUUCCUCUUCUUCCUCCUCCUCCAGCCCAGGUGCAUGCUGGGUAGAUGGCCCACUGGGGCCCCCAACUCCCUCAAACCUCCGGGGCACGACGGCAACUACAGAAACCUUCGAGAUCAAGGUGUACGAGAUAGAUGACGUUGAGCGACUGCAGAAGAGGAGAGACAAAGGAGGGAGUAAGGAGGUGGUGUAUGUCAGUGCCAAGCUCCGUCUGUUGGAACACCGUCAGCAGAGAAUCAGUGAAGUCAGAGCCAAGUACCAGGGUCUGAAGAAGGAGCUGGAACAAACCAAACAGCACCUGAUGCUGGAGGCGCACAAAUGGACCACCGAGUUUGAGCUACAGCAGGCCUACGAAGUCGACUCACUGGAGUAUUUGGAAGCUCUGGAGAUCGUGACGAACAAACUGGAGACCAGAGUCAACUUUUGCAAAGCCCACCUCAUGAUGAUCACCUGCUUCGACGUGUCCUCAAGACAUCGGUAGACAGAUGGAGGGAUGGAGAGCUGGAGGACGGAGAGGCAGAUACACAGCUACAGUCAAUUAGAGGUUGAUAUUUGGACCCUUUACCCUUUAAUAAUACAAAUCUAAACCCAUAAAAAAACUCCUAAAGAAGUACAUCUUAUUGGAUGACUGGAAAGUUGGAAGGAAGGAUACAGGAAUGGACCCACCACUCGAUCCAGCAUGUUAUCCUUACGUCUCCUCCUGAUGUAAGUAGGCAGAAGGACAGACGGACGGAGAGAUGGAGGGAUAAAAGGAAUCGAGAUAUAUAGAGAUAUUUAACAGGCCAACAGACAGAUGAGUCCCAGUAUUUUUUUCUUUGGGCUUGACAACAACCUCAAAAACAUUGAACAGCAUCAAAUGAGCGGGCCACUUUGCAGAUAAAUAUAGCAGCCCCAAGAGGCAGAGCGACGGUUCAGAGUCUAAAAAGAAACAAGAGACCAUGGUUUUUCAGAACAAUUACACUGCUUAGACACCUCUUAAAGUCGAACAUUUAAGGAAUGUAUGGAGAGAAAAGGAGUGGAGAGAGGAACAAAAACUGCCAUUUUUUAAACAAAGAAGAAUAAAAAAGAGGUGCAGGAGAGGAGAAGAACAACUUCUCAUCUUCUAUCAUUUUAGAAGAGCAUUUUUUAGAGUUCAAUUGUGAGCCAUUGGCUGUAAAUAGUGUGCUGACUACAGCAUGGCCUGGUGUUGUGCAGUUAAUAAAAGAGACUGACCAAGAGAAAGACAGAAGGACAAAGAAAAAUGAUUUAGAUAAGUGCCUUGUGAACAUAUCAUUUCAAAUACCAAGACCAAUUCUCUUUCUCUCUGAAUUUGUGUACAUGCAGUAUGUUUGGUGCUACCAUAUAAAAAAGACCACAAAAGAUCAGUGUUUUUAGAAACUCUUUGAAUUUAUAGCCAUUUUUUGGAAUGUGAUGUUUAACUGUGGGUCAAUGUUUCACUAUAUCAUAAACAAGCCAAUACUGUAUGUUUGAAUGGUCUUUGGCACACUGAUGAGAGAUGAGACUAAAUUUAAACUAACAGUUAAACAUGACCUACAGAACAUGGAGACUUACACCAAGUCCACCUCUAAAACAACAGCAUGUUGCAAGGACCAAAAACUAUUAGAAAGAUGUACAUUACUUUUCCAGGACACAGAGUUAUGUGUAUUUAAACCAAGAAAUACAACGCUGGUUUAUUGUGCAGUUGUAUUUAACUUGACCCACAAAUAGAGCACAUCUGAGUUUUGACCUUCUGGGGACCGUAUGUUUCCCCUGAUACAGGUGAUUGCUUUUUCAUGUUCACAAAGCAAUGAAACGUCUGAGUCACACAGGAGUGGAAAUGAAAAUGUUUUUUCUCUGAUCCUUGUUAAGUAAAUUGAUCGAUUGACUUGACUGUCUGUUAUUUGUAUCUGUGUUGUUCUGCUCUAUUCUAAAAGAAACUGAAUGAUUUGUCAAUGUGUGUUUUAUAUUAAGGUAUCCUUUUUAUUUGAGUACAAUGGGGCCAUGUAGAGACUACGCUAGUAAGAGAGAGGAAAUAGAUUAUAUAGAUAUUUAACAGAUAUUCAACAGUAAAUUGUGAGGAAGACAGGCAUGGGAUAAGUCCAUUGAUACAGUGUUAAAAUGUCCUAUUUUUAAGGCCUGUAUUAUUGAAAGUAUUAAAUUUAAACUGGAAAUACUAUGUAUGUGGGACUACAAUUAUGGUUGUGGGCUAUUUAAAUAGUUCCAGUAUUGUCUUUUAUGAAAAUGACAGACAUUAUAAAGGAACAAUUAAAAAAUUAUAGAUAUAUAAAGGAAUGAUAUAGGACUAAGGAAAAGAAAAGGAUGAUGACCAAAUUAAGAGGCAUAGAUCUCUGCCUGGUUCCAUUUGUUUUUGGAGAAAUAGCAACAGGAUUUGUUAAUAUUAUCAUCUAUGGUGCUUGAGAUGUUUAUGAUCUAAAUGUUUGUACAAAUAUAAAUAUAUGAAAGAGCCCGUUUCCCUCUGAAAUACAGAACAAUACCUUUCCACUGCUUCUUCUCCAUCGCUGUCAUCACGUAUGUUGUUCAUCACCCCUCUCCCUCUGAAUGGCUCUAGCCCAGCAAGCAGAGAGCAUUCUGGGAGGUCCUGUUUGUUGUCUGAGAGGUAAAACGAGGAAUAGACACCUGACUGUAACAUUGGUAUGAUUUGUCAAAAGCAUUGUAGUGCUAAAUUUACUUUAAUUAUCCUAAUAGAACAGAAUCACAUAAACAGUUAAUGAUUUUAAAUGUGUUGAUGAUCUCAUGGCUGUAAAGAGGUACCACUGUACUAGUCAUUUAUGGCGUUGUGGUGUACACCUGCAGAGACAGCCACAACUUAAUCUAGUGGGAAAUUACCUUAGAAACUGAGCUGCUUUUGACAGACUGGACCUAAGAAGCCUUUUCCCACAGGAGGUGGGCAAACUAGCCCUGUGAAUCCUCCUUAUGCUUCAUGUUUUUAUCUCCCAGUUUACCGUGCCUGUCAUGAAUGACGGUUUAUUUAUUUGCGCUACAAGCAGUCGCUUAUUAAUGUUCUUAUUUAUUUUUUACACCUUAUGAUCUUAAAAGUUACUAUGCAUUUAAGAAAAAAAUAACUGUAAAUACUUGCCCAUGUCAUAUAUAAAUAUAUAUACUGUACACAUUUCAUAAAUACACUCAUCUUUAUUUUAUAUAUACAGUAUGUUCUGUUGAUUUCCUUUGCUCCUGUUGUUCCUAUUGGAGAUUUGAGUGGGUUUCCUAAAAUAUUCACAUCCAGGGUAGCUAUGUAGUUAUAGACACGAACUUAAAAAUGAUUUUACUUUUCUUCUCUUUUUUUAUACACGUGAUGAAGAAAACUGUUGUUUUAAGUGAAAUGCCAGUUUAUUCUACAUUAUUAAAGGCCUUGUGCAAUUAGCAGUGGAUGUUUCGGGAACCCCAACCUCUGGAUGAGCUAAUUUGCCUGUACUUGUUCCCAGAUUUACAGAUUUAAGAUGCUAUGUGUGAGUUUUCGUGUCACUGCCAAAAUCUACUGUGGUACCGCUUAAUUCAAGCAAUUAUUGCGACAAACAAGCCUAAGGUUUUGGUGGCUCCACAUUGUUUUAUAGCUAACAUAACAACCUUUCACAAAUACGGGUUUCUGUUUCAUCAGAGGCAACCGUGCUAAAGGGACGCACUCUUUGUCAGGUGCUUUAAAUAAUGUGAUUCACAAAAGGUUUUAUCAGGUUGUAGGGCAAAAAAUGUAUGUAUGUGCUUGUCAUGUGUUUGCUGGAGCAUUCGAAAAUUAGAAUGUGUUUUCUGGAAACCUGACACAUAGCAUCUUUAAGUUUUUAAGCAGUAUUGUGUGUUAAAGUCUGGGUCAGACCACAUUUUACAGCAACAGAUUAUAUCAGUAGCAGUAAGACAAUUUUAGAUUAGACCAGUUCUGAGACAUUAAAAAGUAUCUUCAUAACUGAUUAAAAGAAAUGUUUGUCAGUUAAACGUAUCAAUUUGUUAAGUAUAAAAACAAGUUAUUUCCUAUGAGAAUUACCCAGCAUUACCACACAUGAUCAGUGCAAACCGGGGAAUGUAAAGUGUCUUCUAAAGAUUUACUGUUUCUGAGAAAUGUGGUCUGACACAUUGUGUUGAUGGAAGAGCAAGAUGGAGGGAUGUAAAUAAAGAAAUGUAUUGAAAGAG